Molecule: messenger RNA, 696 nt
Organism: Orycteropus afer afer
Lineage: Eukaryota; Metazoa; Chordata; Mammalia; Tubulidentata; Orycteropodidae
Gene: RNF186
Product: ring finger protein 186
Exons: 1
Coding region: 1-696 (231 amino acids)
Biological process (GO): protein autoubiquitination; protein K29-linked ubiquitination; protein localization to mitochondrion
Cellular component (GO): endoplasmic reticulum membrane
Molecular function (GO): ubiquitin protein ligase activity
Source: RefSeq, a predicted model, not a curated record
AUGGCCUGCACCAAAGUCUUGGAGCAGCCAGACCCCCCGCAUUCCCAGCCUGUCUCCACAGGAGUUGCCACCACCUAUGCCAAGAACCCUGCUGGAUGUCAACGAGGCUCGGUGGGGGGUGACCUGGAGUGCCUGGUGUGCCGGGAGCCCUACAGCUGCAUCCGGCCUCCCAAGCUGCUGGGCUGCCAGCAUGCCUUCUGUGCUGUCUGCCUGAAGCUCCUGCUGUGUGUGCAGGACAACACCUGGUCCAUCAUCUGCCCACUGUGCCGCAAGGUCACUGCCGUCCCUGGGGGCCUCAUCUGCAACCUCCGUGACCAGCACCUGAUGGGGGUGCAGCUGGCCCGCCCUGACCCCGAGGUGAGGCUCUGUCCUCAGGGCCUGGUAGAGCCUGCCACCUCAACAGCAGGGCACCUCAACUUGAUUGGAGAGGAUGGCCAGGACGCAAUGAGUGCCAACCGCAUGGCUGCCCGGCGCCUGGCAGCACAUCUGCUUCUACUGAUCCUACUCAUCAUCCUCAUCCUCCCCUUUGUCUACCCUGGUGUCAUCUGGUGGGUGCUGACCUUCAUCAUUGGCCUGGCCUUUCUGAUGGCCAUCAUCUUCUGCUGUCACCCCAGCAGCCAGGGCUGCUGCUGGCCCUGCUCCAGGACUAUCUUCUGCAGAGAGAGGAAACAGGGCCAGAUCUCUUCAGUAGCCUGA